Messenger RNA from Australozyma saopauloensis, 1923 nucleotides. RefSeq names its product diphthine--ammonia ligase. NCBI's taxonomy places the organism in Eukaryota, Fungi, Ascomycota, Pichiomycetes, Serinales, Metschnikowiaceae. The transcript has a single exon. Gene Ontology annotation, biological process: protein histidyl modification to diphthamide. Gene Ontology annotation, molecular function: diphthine-ammonia ligase activity. The record is from RefSeq and is a predicted model, not a curated record. The coding region runs from base 1 to 1923 and encodes 640 amino acids.
AUGAAGUUUGUGGCACUCAUCUCCGGGGGAAAAGAUUCGUUCUACAAUAUCUUACAUUGUGUCGCCAAUGGGCACGAGUUGGCAGCUUUGGCCAAUUUGCACCCUAAAGAUGCUGGUGUAGACGAAUUGGAUUCGUUCAUGUUUCAGACUGUUGGUCAUGAUGUCAUAGACUUUUAUUCGGAAUGUCUUGGUGGAAUUCCGUUAUUCAGACAUGCAAUUAAGGGAUCAUCGUCUAAUGUGCAAUUGGAGUAUUCUCCAACUGAGGCCGAUGAAAUCGAGGAUCUCUAUGAAUUAUUGAAAAAGGUGAAGGAAAGUAUUCCUGAAGUAGAAGCUGUAUCUUGUGGAGCAAUUUUAUCCCAUUAUCAAAGAACAAGAGUUGAGAAUGUCUGUGAUCGAUUGGGCUUGACCUCUUUGGCCUAUCUCUGGCAGAGAAACCAAGAGGAGCUCAUGAGAGAGAUGUGCGCACUGGGGUUGGAGGCUCGCCUCAUUAAGGUUGCAGCUGUGGGACUUGAGGAGAAACAUUUGGGCUUGCUGCUUCUGGAAGCUUUGCCAACCCUUUUGAAACUCAAGGCUAUGUAUGAUGUCCAUGUCUGUGGAGAGGGUGGAGAAUUUGAGUCUUUGGUGUUUAAUGCUCCAAAUUUCGUCAAGAAACUUGUCAAAACAAACCUGGAGAUUAGAUCGGACUCCUCCGAUACUCUGUAUCUACGAUUGGCGGUGGAAGUAGUGCCUAAAGACGACAAAAUUGAUGAAGGAUUGCCAACAAUACCUCCACUUCUUUCUGAAGAAUUCGCUGAGAUCUCGGAUAGUCUAGUCCUUUCAGGUAAUGCGAGUGAAAAUACUCUGCCAAUGAGUUAUGAAGGGGACGCAUUCACAAUCCGAACUUCAGAAACAGCUUCCAAAGUGUUUAUCUGCAAUGUGAGUAGCACUCUGCCCUCUGUUGAAGCUCAGACAGAAGAUGUAUUGAAUCAGAUUGAAGCUCUUCUACAGGAGAGAGGAGCUGAGAUCUUCGAUAUCCAACAUAUGACCGUUUUGGUGAGCGACAUGAAAGACUUUGCAGCAAUAAAUGGCGUUUACCUGGGUCAUUUCAUUGCAAAAUUCCUUCCGCCCUCUCGAGUUUGUGUAGAGACAACGUUACCAGCUCAAUCAAAGGUCGUUAUGUCGUGCACAGUUUUGAAGCAAGGGUCCGACAGGCUGGGUAUACAUAUCAGAUCCAGAUCAUAUUGGGCACCGCAAAAUAUUGGACCCUACUCGCAAGCCAUCGUGGAAUCUGUGGCCACCCAUAAGACCGCUUCUUUAUCAGGUCAGAUUCCUUUGGUGCCAUCUUCCAUGGCUCUAGUUGGAAAUGAGUCGCGAAGUGUCAUGCAUGUAUUGGCACUUCAGCAUUUGCAUCGUGUAAUGGAAUUGAUUAAUGUCAAGAAGAUCGCCAACAUCAUUUGUUAUGUGACUGACGCAUCAGCUGUUGAGAAUAUAGUCGAACUAUGGAGUUCUUACGUCGAUCAAUUCUUGAGUCAAAAAGAUCAGAGGAAACUCUCUAUUGUUCAAACAACCGCUCUUCCCCGAGGUGCCUCUGUUGAGUGGGGUGGGCUGGCCUACGAAAUAAUUGACCAAUACGACGAUGAAGACGAUGUAGCUGACCAAUUAGCUCAGUUGAACUGCAAAGCCUCCUGUCUUGAUGAAGAUCUUGUGUCUGAGUCUGCUUUUGGUCCGAAUCUCAGCCUGCUAUUCAGCGUUAACGAUGAAAACAGCCUAAGCACUUUCUUAAACAACGAAAAGGUUGCAGCCACGCAGGUUUCAGUAAUGGCAACCUUGCAAGACAUUGCAGCAUUAAUUGAACUUGGAUGUUCAGCUGAGUGGGUACCGGUUCUUGGCACUUGGAACUUCCAAGGACUCAAGCAGAAAUAUAGUGUUAUCUGGGAGAGAUGA